UGGGUACUCCCCCUCUUCCCAACCCCUCCCUCCACUUCUAGAGAGAGAGAGAUGGCUCAGGUUGUGUCUGUAGGCCUUCCUCUCUUCCUCAUCUUCAGCAUCUCUUCUGGACUGCUAUGAAGUAAUACACCUAGAACAACUCCUCUUCUUCUCAGAAGAAGAUGGCUAAUCAACAACAAACUCCUUCAUUGCGCUUAGAUGACCUGUAUUGUGAAGAAGAGCAUUGGGAAGAUGUGAGAGAGGACUCCUUUGAGGAAGAAGAAGAGAGCUGUUACAGUGACUGUAUAAGUCCCAAAAUUCUGUUGCUACAAGAACAUGACCUCUUGUGGGAAGAGGAAGAGUUAUCCUCUUUGUUCUCAAAAGAACAACAAAACCAUGUGUACAGUAACUUUGAAGCCAACCCAUCUUUGUCCGAGGCCCGCCGGGAGGCGGUGGAGUGGAUGCUUAAAGUGGUUUCCCAUUACUCAUUCUCUGCUCUCACUGCUGUUCUUGCAGUGGACUACCUCGAUAGAUUCCUUUUCACCUUCCAGUUUCAGGGAGAGAAGCCAUGGAUGAUAGAGCUUACUGCUGUGGCCUGUCUCUCUCUUGCUGCCAAAGUUGAAGGGACCCAAGUUUCCUUUCUAUUGGACCUCCAAGUGGAGGAGACUAACUAUAUGUUCGAGGCAAAAACGAUUCAGAGAAUGGAAAUAUUGGUACUAUCCUCUCUCCAAUGGAAGAUGAACCCUGUGACCCCACUUGCAUUUAUUGAUUUUAUUACAAGGAGGCUAGGCUUAAAGAACCACAUAUGUUGGGAAUUUCUUAAGAGAUGCGAGUGUCUACUACUCUCUAUCAUUACAGAUUGUAGAUUCAUGUGUUAUCUUCCUUCUGUCAUGGCCACCGCUACAAUGCUCUAUGUCAUCAAUAGUGUAGAGCCCUGUAUUGGAAUAGAGUACCAAGACCAACUACUGGGCAUUCUUGGCAUUGACAAGGUCAAAGUAGAUGAUUGCCUUAAGCUAAUCCAGGAGUUGGCCUUGAGAACCCACUUUUUCUCAUCAAACAAACGCAAGUUUGGAUCAUUGCCUGGUAGUCCAAAAGGGGUCAUGGAUAUGUCUUUCAGCUCCGAUAGUUCGAAUGAUUCAUGGGCAGUGGCAGCAGCAUCGGUUUCGUCGUCCCCAGAGCCUUUAUCCAAGAAGAGUAGGGUUCUUGAUGAACAUCAUCAUGAAACUGCUGAUAUUCUCAGCAUCCCUCCCUAAACCUUCAAUUAUCCCUGUCCUUUCAUUAUGAACUACUCUUAUAUAUGUUUAAUAAACAGUAAAAGUUCUUUUUAUUUUCUUGUUUAAUAGCUUAUUAUCU
This is a messenger RNA of Ilex paraguariensis (yerba mate), 1332 nucleotides long. The record is from the annotation of a GenBank genome assembly. Lineage: Eukaryota; Viridiplantae; Streptophyta; Magnoliopsida; Aquifoliales; Aquifoliaceae.